AUGAAUGAUGAAUUGGAUUGCCUGGAGGGUUUUGUUGCUGGAUGCAGUGAGCAGCAAACCGUAGCUCCCCCCUCCCUCUCGCAUGCCUUGGCGAUUAUCGCCCCCGGUGCUUGCCCGUUUUCGGUAGGAAAAUCCACGCCGACCAUUGACAGUUGUUUGUUCCAUGCCUCCACCGGCCAUGCAAACGAGUUUUUGAUGCGUGAAACGGCCAAGCAGCAGGGCGUACGACUGGUGGGGGAGAUGCAGCCAUGUGUGGGCUGCGUGGAGGCGAAGGGCAGGCGGGAACCGGUGCCGCGGCGUGGUACCCUCGCGGCGGUACCGUUCGGCAAAGUCCACAUCGACCUCACGGGCCCGUUCUCUGACGCGCUGGACGGCUCCCGGUACCUGAUCAUGUUCGUGGACAGCGCGUCGCGGUGGCAACGGGGGUACGGGAUGCGGCCAAAGAGCGACACCCUGAAGUUUGUGCAGCGGUUCUUCGCCGACAUGAACGGCAUGAGCACUCCGGGGUGUUUCCGCAAGUACAACGGCGGCGAGUUCACCGGCUCCGCGUUCACCUCGUUCUGCGACGCUGCUGGCAUUCGGCGCGAGUACACCGCCCCCGACACCCCCAAGCAAAACGCGGUGGUCGAGAGCGCCAUUCCGCCGUACCUGCGGCCGAUGCCGCACCGCCGCCGCCCCUGCCAUCAAGAACGAUCCUCAGCCCCGUCGCCGAUCUCCGACGCCCCAUCAUCAGCCCCACCGUCGACCGCAACAACGCCGCCCCGUUCCCCCCCGGGCCUGCCGCCGCCGCCGCCGCAGCCCACCAGCGCCGCCACCCCCGCUCCCCCGCACCCGCCGCUUUCGAAACGAGCCGUGAAGGAGUUGGGACGAAAGGACACGAGGGUACACGGCCGCACGCGCGGCGAUGGAGUGCGGUUCAUGGAGGAACAACAACAACCGCCGUCCGGUAGCGGCACCGCUCUCCACCAACGUCUUGGUCUGUUGGCGAUGAUGGACAAGGACUCCCUCAUCUCGUCGCUCGCCACUCGAGAGGCCGUGGAUCAAGGACGCCGCGACCUGCCGCCCCCGCCGCAGCCGGAUCCGAGUCUUGGAGGCCGUGGAAGCGGGGGGGCUGUGGGAGCUGGGAGGCCCGUGGAUUCUGGGAGGGGAUGGAGACCGCAGAUGUUCGCAACGAUGUUCGCCACCCGCGAGGAUGUGGACGCCGCUCUUCGCGCCGAGCGCCCGCCCGACAAGAUGGCAGACCUUCCUCACUGCCUCGCCAGCGACCUCCGCGUGCCGAAAACGUUCAAGAAGGCCAUGCGGUCUCAGCAUUCAGAGUUGUGGGAUGAUGCAGUCGAUCGAGAGCUUUUCGGUUUAUUGGACGCAGGAACUUUUAGUCCGGUGUAGCAACCAGUAGAGAACGCCAUCAAUGCUAAGUGGGUUUUUAACUGUAAGGCAGACGAGUACGGAUGGCCGACGAAAUUCAAGGCAAGACUUGUAGCGCGGGGGGACAUGCAGAGGGCUUCGAUUGAUUUUGGAGAAUUGUUUGCACCCACCGUAUCAGUGUCCAGUGUGCUUGUUGGCAGCAUUAGCAUGCGAGCAGAAUCUUAACUUGUGCCAUAUCGAUAUUCAGCAGGCUUUUGUGCAGUCUGAGCUUGAUGAGGAUGUUUUCAUGCGCUUACCGCAGGGGUGUGGUAGGUUAUCUGGCUUGAUCGUGAAGCUAUGCAAGAGUCUGUAUGGUUUGAAGCAGGCAUCACGACAUUGGCAUUCGCACCUGACGAGGUGUUUGUUACUUUUAGGUUUUUUGCAGUGUCUGGCA
Molecule: messenger RNA, 1798 nt
Organism: Ectocarpus sp. CCAP 1310/34
Lineage: Eukaryota; Phaeophyceae; Ectocarpales; Ectocarpaceae
Source: the annotation of a GenBank genome assembly